Messenger RNA from Lathyrus oleraceus (garden pea), 671 nucleotides. RefSeq lists its product as uncharacterized. NCBI's taxonomy places the organism in Eukaryota, Viridiplantae, Streptophyta, Magnoliopsida, Fabales, Fabaceae. The coding region runs from base 124 to 432 and encodes 102 amino acids. The record is from RefSeq and is a predicted model, not a curated record. The transcript has 3 exons.
AUAUACUCAAGUAUGUGUCGUGUCUUCUCUAAAUAUCUUGUGUUCUCCACUAUGUUCCUUUUCUCGUAUUAAUAUUGUUUCUUCCUUCUCAAUAUAUUUAGAGGUUCAUCAUUCCAAGUAUCAAUGGGUAAAAGAUUCAACGUAAACAAACAAACGGUUAAUGAUUCUCAUGAUCGAGAUAAGUUCGACGAAAGAGAAUUUCAGGCUAGAGUGAUAAUAUGGUUGGCAAGUCAAGAAAUGGAAGGAAGGAAUGGUAACAAAGGAUUGCAACCAACACUAUCUCUUUCAUUGCAACCUCAAGCAUUAUUAAUGCAUGCUUCACAUGGCUUUUCCAUAAAGCGAUCACUUCAAAAUUUCCUUCACAAGAGAAAUAAAAGGAUUCAAGGUCACGUCUCUAUUGGAAGGCCACAUGAUAAUAAUAGUACAACUUAGUGAAAUAAUUUGAGUCCAUUCAUGUCGUUAAUUUGUAGGAUCAAUUGAAGUCUACAGAUGUGUAUUUUACUAUAUUUUUAUUAUGUAGCCAUGACUGUGACAAUUAAGGCACGUUUUUUUUUUAAUUUUAUGAAUGAAGAGCGACACUUUCAUUCUCUACUACUAGAGCAAUGAUUUAUGAGGAAAAUGUGGAUCCGUCGCAUUUAAUAUAUAUGACUUUGAAAAAGUGGAAAAAAUAG